CUCAAGGAAGCAGUUCACAAGACAUAUGGAGAGCCGCAUGACCAAUCAGGAAAGAACUCUGAGCAUUCUACUGGAACAAGCCAUGAAGACCAGGGACGAUGUGGUGACUGGUCUUCGUGCAACUCAGGGUUCAGUCCUGAUGGAGUCGUCUGCAAGAAAACUACUGGAGAAUCACAUUCAGAUCAUAACUAAGAUUGUCAAACAGCUCAGCAAAGACAUCCAGGUGCUGGAAGCCCAGAUUAUCGAGAGAGACAACCUUGCUGCAGGGACGUCUUUUGCAGUCAAGAGCUUGGAUCACAAGAACGCAGCGGGUAUUGGGGAUCUCAGAGGCAGAGUGGCAAGAUGUGAUGCUAGCAUUGCUAAACUUUCAUCAGACGUUAGUGCUGGAUGGCGGGACAUCCUUAAACUCCAGCAGGAAGUGAGUGAGUUACACUCUGGGCUGGAGCUGAAGCUAACAGACAUGGAGCUCAAGCUGUCUCAGGAUGUAGGAAAACUUGAAGUGUCACUGUCGGAGAAGUUCAUGUCUCAGAGGAACGCCACUGGAGAUUUACAGAAGGAGCUAAAACGACUGGAUCUGAAAAUCUCUUCAGGUCUGAGGGAGGUGGAGGAGCAGACAGUAAAACUGAGGAAGUGGGCAGAGAAGCAGAUGAAAACCACAGUUCAAUCACACACAGAGAGCAGCCAACAACUGCACACACUUCUGCAGAACAGAGUGGUUGAAGUGGACAGCAAGCUAAAGGAGAACAUGGCUCUUCUCUCUGGUCAUCUGGAGAGGCUGGAGGGGCAGUUGGAAAAGGUGCGAUCAUCUGACAGGACCAAGCGCUCAGAAAGCAAACUCAUCAGCAAGAUCAACACUUUGGAGCAGGGCUUCAGAGAAGAACUAGAGCAGAUGAGGAGGGAGUAUCAGUCAGGGUUCCAGGCGGUUCAUGAUGCCAUUGCAUCUCUGAGACACAUUGGCGACACCAAAGCCAAGCUGGACAAAGGAGAGCUGCAACAAAACAUCAGACAGAUCCAGAGAAACAUGGUAGGACUGAAGGAGCCCUGACUGGAUUAAUUAGAGAUAGAGGCGCAUCUCAAAAAAUUAGAAUAUCCUGGAAAAAGUUAAUUUUUUGUUUGUAACUGAAGCUUUCAUAUAUUCUAGAUUCAUUACAUGUAACGUAAAACAUUUCUAAACAUUUUAAGGAAAAUGUAAAACAUUUUUUUGUUUUAAUUUUGAUGAUUACAGCUUACAGCUCAUGAAAGUAAAAAAUCUAGUAUCUCAAAUAUUAGAAUAUUUCCUAAGAUCAAUCAAAAAACGGAUUUGCAAAACAGAAAAGUUCAAGUCCUUUUAAAGUAUGUUCAUUUAUGCACUCAAUACUUGGUUGGUAACACAUAUUAUAGCAAAUUUCUUGCUCCUAGCACAAAUUACAGCAUCAGUAAAGUGUGACGUAAGCGAUCAGCCUGUGGCACUGCUGAGGCACUACUGAGCCUUCAGAGUGUAUGCGUAUUGUUGGAUCGACUGUUUCUCAUCUUUCUCUUAAAAAAAUAUCCCAUAGAUUCUCUAUGGGGUUCAGGUCAGGUAUGUUGCCUGGCCAAUAAAGCACAGUAAUAUCAUGGCCAGCAAACCACUUGAAAAUGGUUUUUGCACUGUGGGCAGGUGCUAAAGUCCUGCUGGAAAAGGAAAUCAGCAUCUCCAUAAAGCUUGACAGCAGUUAGAAGCAUAAAGUGCUCCAAAAUCUCCUGGUAGACGGCUGCAUUGACUUGGGACUUGAUAAAACACAGUAGACCAACACUAGCAGACGUUACAGCACCCCAAAUCAUUACUGACUUCAGAAACCUCACACUGGACUUCAAGCAGCUUGGAUUCUGUGCCUCUCCAGUCUUCCUUCAGAUUCUGGGACCAUGAUUUCAACAUGAAAUGCAAAAUUUACUUUUAUCUGAAAAGAGGACUUUGGACCACUGAGCAACAGUCCAGUUCAUUUUUUCCUUAGCCCAGGUAAGAUGCUUCUGACGUUGUUUCUGUUUUAGAAGUGGCAUGGUAGACCUUUUCCUGAAGACGUCUCAGAUACCCAGAAUUUAUACUGUAGGGAUGGACAUUUAAUGAAACUCAAAUGUAAAUAUUCUAAUAUUUUGAGAUACUGGAUGCUUGACUUUCACAAGCUGUAAGCUCUAAUCAUCAAAUUUUUCAAACAAGUUACAAACAAAAAAUUAACCUUUUCACGAUAUUCUAAUUUUCUGAGAUGCACCUGUAUAUGCUGAAAUACACAACCUGUGUGAGAAGUAUGAUUCAGCAGAACAUAGGCAGAUGGACAAUACAAUCAAAUAAGCUCUACAUUUGUUUUCUAGAUUGGAAAAAAGGAUUUAGCCAGUUUGCAUGAGGUCAUUUCUUUUAAAUCUCUUUUUGCCGAACCAGACUUUAAAAUCAGAUUCUGAACAAUCACAGUUGAUGAAAUUCAAUCAAG
Messenger RNA from Labeo rohita (rohu), 2441 nucleotides. RefSeq names its product family with sequence similarity 81 member B (gene fam81b). The transcript has 8 exons. The record is from RefSeq and is a predicted model, not a curated record. Bases 26 to 1045 code for a protein of 339 amino acids. Lineage: Eukaryota; Metazoa; Chordata; Actinopteri; Cypriniformes; Cyprinidae.